This is a messenger RNA of Musa acuminata AAA Group (dessert banana), 2968 nucleotides long. RefSeq lists its product as uncharacterized. Gene Ontology annotation, molecular function: phosphoprotein phosphatase activity. The record is from RefSeq and is a predicted model, not a curated record. The transcript is spliced from 7 exons. Bases 826 to 2658 code for a protein of 610 amino acids. NCBI's taxonomy places the organism in Eukaryota, Viridiplantae, Streptophyta, Magnoliopsida, Zingiberales, Musaceae.
ACGAAAUCUCGAGGGGGAGGGGGAGGAGGAGAUGUAGAAGUAGAAUUAUCUAUUGGAGCAGUGGUAGAGAAGAAAGCGAUGCGCAAGUGCAAAUACACCAACUCAGUAGAUCGAGUCAAGGCUCGGUCUUUCUCCCUUCUUUUUCUCUCUUCUCCUUCCCUUGCGAGUGAUUUGGCGCGGUUGUGUGAAGUUACGCCGCCGAAUCAGGCGCUGGAGCUUGCUUCUCUUGCUUUGUUCGUGUUCCAAUCUGUUUGCGCAAUGCUUCCUUGGUACUUGUUUUCUCUUUUUCCCCUUUGAUGUGAAACUCUCGAUUGAGUAGGAUUGUUGGUAAGUUGAUGUUUUUUCUUAGUUCCGUUGAUCUGUUUGCCCUGUUGACUUGGUGAUUUGUUUCUUUCCUUCUGAAUAGUUAGUCAGAAUGUUCUUCAAAGUAUAGCUGAGUUGAGUUUACUAACGAGCUCUGUUAGGGAAGUCUGGAAUAGGACUUGCAUGAAUGUGUUUAUGAGAAUUUUAGGUAAUAAGUGAAAGAUGGAAUUUCAUCCUAUGUGACUUUAGAUGCAUGAAUUUAGAUAGAUAACAUCUAGUUUUUUUCAUGGGUGGAUGUCACAAAGAUUGGUAGAAAACAAAAGUCAGAGACCGCUUAGAGUACAGAAUCCCUAUAUAUUGCCAGUUAGUUGAAAAGACUUUUAAACACAAGACUGUGUGGACAAAUGAAAAGGAGCAGUUGACCGCAAGUGUGAAGAUAGCUCUUUUAUCUCUGAAGUUACCCAAAAGACUCAAGGGAAAUAAGACUUUGCUGAUAAUUCUUAUUUGAUAGAUACUGCUGAAAUGAGUGUCACAGUACCAGAGGACAGUUCCAACUUUAUCAUAUUGGAAGGCACCAGCACGAAGCGUUGUAGGAAGAACAAAAAAAGACUAAAAAAUAAAUUCUCGAACACCAAUUCUGCUACUUCUUUAUCUGGGACUUCUGAAAUGGUCUCGGUUCCCAAGGGUGAUGAAGUGUCUCAUCCGAGCAAUCAAGCAGCAUUGAUGGAGAAAGAAACUGAUGCUAUGACUGAUGCCUUUGCUGAUUCUAAAAUGGAGGAGGUGAUCCCGCAAACAGAUUUUAUGCACAAAGCAGGAAGGAGAAGAAGACGUAGGAGGAAGAAAAGGAAACCUGACAACUCCCAGAAUGUUGACACCAUCAAGAACAAUGUGAUGUCCAACAUUGAUGUGGAAGAUACUGAUUCUAAUGUGUGUGCUAAUCAAGCUUCACGAAAUAAAACCACAGUCGAUGUAUCCUUAAACUUAUUAAAGAAAGAAGGCACCAGUUCUAUCCACGGUAGGAAGGGUAGGAAAAAAGAAAGAAGCACAAGCUGUGCAUCAGAUAAACAAGUCUGCACAGCUGGACCUUGCACCUCUCAUCCGUUUGCUGCAUCUGUCAAUGCUAAUGGUUCUAGUAGGAUAUCUGCAUCAGAUGAAUGUAAAAAGAGAAAUAUGGAGGUGAAAUGUGACAUAAAUGCAGAAGCAGCUAGCAAAGAAAUAGCACAGAAUACUGGAAAUUUGUUGGAUUACCCUGGCGAGGGUCAGCAGUGCUAUACCGCUGCUGAAGAAGGAAGCUUGCAAUUGCUUCCUGCUGGCAUGAAGGAAGGGUUGAGUGUACCUCCAUCACCAAUUAGAGGUGUGAUAGAGAAACUAAGCUCUCCAAAUUUACCUAUGAAGCAACAUAAUCAGUUGGGUUCAUGUAAUGAAGAAUGUGCUAGUUUCUCAUUCCAAAUGGAUAAUAAAGUUUUCAUGGAUGACCCAUCAAUGAACCACUCUGUGGAGGCUAUCCAAUCAAGAACUCGAAUUGGAUCAGAGAGGGUGAAAUUGGCUACUGACGAAAACAAUGCUGCAGACUAUAAACAUAAACAUACUGAUGCAUCCACUGGUCAGGAGAAGGAGUUUGCUCGUUCAUCGAUGAGUAAUGUCUCAAAAGAUGUUGUCUUGUUGAUGGCAGAAACAUCGCUUCGUUCCAGGAAAAAGCUACUUGUCCUUGAUUUGAAUGGAUUACUUGCUGAUAUCACUACCGAGUAUCAUGGAGCACAUAUGAGAGUUGCAGGAAAAUCAGUUUUCAAAAGGCCCUUCUGUGAUGAUUUUCUGAAGUUCUGUUUUGAGAGAUUUCAUGUAGGUGUCUGGUCCUCAAGAAAAAGUGAUAAUGUCAGAAAGGUGGUUGAUUAUCUCAUGGGAGACUUGAAACAUAAAUUGUUGUUUUGUUGGGACCAAUCAAAAUGCACUGAUACUGGGUAUAGAACCAUUGAGAACAUGCAUAAGCCACUGGUUCUUAAGGAACUAAAGAAAUUGUGGAACAAAGAGGAUCAUGAUCUUCCAUGGGAAAAGGGAGAAUACUCACCAUCAAACACAUUGCUUGUAGAUGAUUCUCCUUAUAAAGCCAUUUGCAACCCUCCACACACAGCUAUUUUUCCGUAUCCAUAUAGAUUCACCGAAAAGAAAGACAACUCCUUAGGGCCAGGAGGAAAUCUUCGUGUUUAUUUGGAAGGGUUGGCAGUGUGUCAUGAUGUUCAACUCUAUGUUCAAGAUCAUCCUUUUGGUCAGAAAGCAAUAGCAGACAGUAAUCCAUCAUGGAAAUUCUACCUUAGGAUAAUUGAUCGAAUUCAACAAUCUUCAUCUCUAACCUCCUGAAGGGGAUGUCUCAUAAAUAUACUUCUUAUGCUAUAGCUUAGAGGGCCUACGAGUGAAACGAUUAUCUUGUUCUUAGACAAUGGUCCCAGGCUAUUUUGCUUAAAUGACAACUUGUCUACUUGAGAAUUCUUCAGGUAUUUUGACUUUCAUUUGUUGUUUUUUAAAAUAAUAGAAGCCAUUUUUUAGGCUGUUCUUUGAUUUGUCGGUUGAGAAAAUUGUAACAUUGUCCACACUGUUGUAAAAACACAGUACGCGGCCGCAAGAUUGUAUCAGAUUAUGCAGUGCUACAGUGUUGUUUCGAUACUGUUAA